AGCUCUCCGUGCUUUAGGACGGCUUGGCCAAGUUAGCAAGGCCUUGUCUCAGAAUAAGAAAAGAACAUUUUAAAAGGCUGGGGCUGUAGCUCAGUGCAAAGGCCCUGGAUUCAAUCCCAAGUACCAGAGGAGAAAAAAACCAACGUACACCAACUCGAAGACCUAGAAAGCGACUCCUUCAGUCCGGGCACAACGUGAACAAUCAGGAAAUGUCUAUGGGACAUUGCUGAACGUCAGCAAUCACUGUGGGGCUUUCUGAAGAAGACGAGCAAUCAACAGACGUGAUUUUAACACCCGGAGCCCAUAGGUUUGUGCCCACCCUAAUGCGGAUUCUGCCAGCCCUGGUUUUGGAAACAGCCCAGGCCCAGCUUCGUCCCCGCAUCCGGGCGCGGGCGGGCGCGAGCAACAACAGAGUCCGCACCCGCCCACGGUUCCGCGCAGAGCACGCCGGGAGCGGUGGAGCCUCCCCAGUCACAAGGGCAAACGGCCCACGCCGUCGCCAUAGAGACCCGCGGGCGCCUCCGCAGGUGUCCGAGCGGGAUGCUUCGCCGCAGUUGUAAGGCGUGGCGAAGACACCUGAGCGACAGCCUCAGCUGGCAGCAGGACCAGGCGCUGAGCGGCAGCAUCUAUCUCCUGCGGGAAAUUGGCCCCACCAGCUUCCUGCUGAGGGAGGAAGAGCCGGAGAACGGGGAUUUCCGAGUUUUCCUAGGAAACCCUCAUGUUUGUAACUGUUCCACAUUUCUGAAAGGAGGGGAGCUUUGUAAGCAUAUAUGCUGGUAUGUGAUAAAAAAAUUCAAGCUUCCAAGAAAUCAUGAAUCUGCUUUCCAGUUAGGCCUUACGGAAGGAGAAAUAAAUGACUUGCUGCGGGGGUUACAUAGAGCUCCAACCCUGCAGCCAGACACGCGGCCGGGGAAGGAGCCAGCUGUUCCACAGAAGGAAGUCGGUCCUGAGGACGUCUGCUCCAUUUGUCAGGAGGGGCUCCUGGCGAAGAGGCUCCCUGUCACCUUCUGCAGAUGAUGGGUUUUAUUUGGCUGUGGCAAUAAUGUUCACAUAAAAUGCAUGAAGAUCUUGGCUAACUAUCAGAACAUGAUCUCCAGCUCUUCCAUGGUGAAAUGUCCUCUGUGCAGGAGAGAGUUCGCACCACUGAAAGUGAUUUUGGAAGAAUUCAAAAACUCUAGGAAACUUGUGGCUACCGCUGAGAAAGAACAACUGGACAAACACCUUGGAAUUCCCUGUAAUAACUGCAAACAGUUUCCAAUAAAGGGAAAAUGUUAUAAGUGCACGGAAUGUACAGAAUACCACUUAUGCCAGGAAUGCUUCAAUAGCUGCCGCCACGCUCCUCAUACAUUUGCAUUUCGCGAGAAGAGAAAACAAAGAUGGAGAUCACUAGAAAAAGAAUCACAUGAAGAUGUAAAAUAUUUAGAUAUUAAAAGUCAGAUAGAAGAAAAGAUGCCAUGGUAUCAAGAAAAGCAAGGGUGAGGUUACACACCGAAACACGUGGUGAGCUCCCUCCCUCUCCUCCUGGUUACGAAGAACAGCAAGCUGCUUGCUCCAGGCUGCCAGUGUCGGCUCUGUCUGAAGUCAUUUCAUCCUGGUCAACAUUCAAUACUGCUGCCAUGUUCCCACAAGUUUCAUAGGAAAUGCAUUGAUAAUUGGUUGUUCCACAAGAGCAACUCAUGCCCUAUUGAUGGAUUGGUCAUUUAUAGCCCUUUAAUCUGGAAAAGUACAGCACUGGAUGGGCAAGCACACCCGCCAGCUUCAAACAUGGACAUCACACAUCUGUCAAAGCAGGAAGAACCAAAACUUCUUAUUCCUGGUACUGGAUUAAUUUUAAAACAAAAUAGACCUGGAAUUUUACCAAGCAUUUCUCAGAGUAAUUCUGAAAAACUGAACACACUUCAAAGUCCAACAAAUACCUAUCAGGAUAUAACUAUAGAUGACCUGUGCUCUGUCAAGUUAGAUGAUUCAAAGUCAAGAAAAUUACUCUAUGAAUAUAAAAUCAGCCAGCAUUUCCCCAGGUAUCUUCAAGAUCUGCCCACUGGAUCACUUCGGAAAAUACCAUCGCAAACAUUUCUCCCUUCCCUUGCUCCUAAGAAUAUGAAAUGUCAGACUGAAAUGGAAAGCCCACGUAGUGGUCAAAAAGACCACAGUGGUCUGGAUCAGAAGGUGACAAAAGGCUUUAAACAUGUUAACCACAAUUGAAAGAGGACUCAUGGUACUAAAGUAAGAGAAGACAAUAGGAGAUCAAAUAUUUUACUCCCAGAGGAUUUAAAUCUUGUUGUUAAUGGGAAUAUGACUAAUCUUAGUGUGUCUGAAAGAUGUCCUAAUUAUAUGGGGAAAAUUAGACAAAAACGUAGUCAUCUAUCAAGACAACCUGUGUCUGAUUCUUCAAAUACAAAAAGAACUGCACCAUCUUUAAUAAUGGAAGGAGUGCAACUGUGAAAAAGUAUUUUUGAUUACUAUCAAAAUAUUUGGA
This is a messenger RNA of Heterocephalus glaber (naked mole-rat), 2476 nucleotides long. The record is from RefSeq and is a predicted model, not a curated record. NCBI's taxonomy places the organism in Eukaryota, Metazoa, Chordata, Mammalia, Rodentia, Bathyergidae.